GAAUGGCCACAAAAUUUCUGCAACUUCGAUAUCAAUUUACCAACUGCUAUUCACUCUCUCUUCCCCUCCUCCCUUUAAAAUUUCGCCAUUUUCAGUCUGUAAUUGUGCUGUCUUUUCUCUUUCUCUCUCUCUUUCUGCAGCCCCUAGUGAAGGAGGUGGACAGGGAAAAGACUCCUCUUACCGACGUUCAAUCACCCCACCAUUCCUCCGACCUCUGCUAUCUCUCAUCUCAUCUCAUCCCUAAAAUUGCCAUUAAUUUAUUCACGAUUCCAAACACACGACGUUCGAUUUCCGUUUUCCGUUUUCCAUCCUCGUUAUUGCGUAUUAAUUCCGAUCUGGAUCGAUUCUGAAGGAUUUCUGUAGAACGACUUGAUGUAUGCGUUGUUUCUGCAAUAGAUCUCGAAAGAAUUCUACAAGUUAAUCGAGAAAUGUCGCUUUUGCCGAAAAGCGAUUCGAUUCAGAUUCGUGAGGUGUGGGAUGACAAUCUAGAAGAAGAAUUCACAUUGAUUCGAGGUAUUGUUGAUGAUUUUCCUUACAUAGCAAUGGAUACCGAGUUUCCAGGGAUUGUUCUUCGUCCCGUCGGUAAUUUCAAAAACAGCAACGAUUAUCAUUACCAAACAUUAAAAGACAACGUCGAUAUGUUGAAAUUGAUCCAAUUAGGGUUAACUUUCUCCGACAAGCAAGGCAAUCUGCCGACCUGCGGAACAGAUAAGCAUUGCAUUUGGCAAUUCAAUUUCCGUGAAUUCAAUGUGAAUGAUGAUGUUUUUGCAAACGAUUCGGUCGAGCUUUUGAGAGAGAGUGGUAUAGAUUUUAAGAAAAACAACGAAAAAGGUAUCGAUGCACGGAGAUUCGGGGAGCUGUUAAUGUCAUCAGGGAUUGUUUUGAAUGAUAAUGUGUAUUGGGUGACUUUCCACAGUGGAUAUGAUUUUGGUUAUUUAUUGAAGGUGCUGACUUGCAAGAAUCUACCUGAUACACAAGCUGGGUUCUUUAGUUUGAUCAAUAUGUAUUUUCCGACCAUUUAUGACAUUAAGCAUUUGAUGAAGUUCUGUAAUAGUCUUCAUGGAGGGUUAAACAAGUUAGCUGAACUGUUGGAAGUGGAAAGAGUUGGGGUUUGUCAUCAGGCUGGUUCAGACAGUUUGCUUACUUCUUGUACUUUCAGGAAGUUGAAAGAGAAUUUCUUUAGUGGUUCAUUGGAGAAAUAUGCUGGUGUUUUAUAUGGUUUAGGUGUUGAGAAUUGACAGUGCUUUGCAAUUGCUAAAAAAAAUAUAAAAAAAAAGAUUAUAAAAGAUGGUAGUUGUAUCAAUGUAUGUUAAGUUACAAUUUGUGUUGUAAUGGCACCACAGCUUGUACACUUCUUGAGGAUAAAAAAGGUUACUUUUUGAUUUUUUCU
Messenger RNA from Cynara cardunculus var. scolymus (artichoke), 1390 nucleotides. RefSeq names its product probable CCR4-associated factor 1 homolog 6. The coding region runs from base 429 to 1238 and encodes 269 amino acids. Gene Ontology annotation, molecular function: poly(A)-specific ribonuclease activity; nucleic acid binding. The record is from RefSeq and is a predicted model, not a curated record. Gene Ontology annotation, cellular component: P-body; CCR4-NOT complex; CCR4-NOT core complex. Lineage: Eukaryota; Viridiplantae; Streptophyta; Magnoliopsida; Asterales; Asteraceae. The transcript is spliced from 2 exons.